Cervus elaphus (red deer) is the source of this 2098-nucleotide messenger RNA. It is a transcript of the gene BIN2, whose product is annotated as bridging integrator 2. The record is from RefSeq and is a predicted model, not a curated record. NCBI's taxonomy places the organism in Eukaryota, Metazoa, Chordata, Mammalia, Artiodactyla, Cervidae. Gene Ontology annotation, biological process: plasma membrane tubulation; podosome assembly; phagocytosis, engulfment. The coding region runs from base 77 to 1636 and encodes 519 amino acids. Gene Ontology annotation, cellular component: plasma membrane; podosome; phagocytic cup. The transcript has 12 exons. Gene Ontology annotation, molecular function: phospholipid binding; protein binding.
ACUUCCUUCUCUGGGGGCCCGGAGAAAACCACAGGGCGCCGGGCCAGGGCAGGCCGCCCCCGGGGGAGCCAGCAGGAUGGCUGAGGGCCGGGCGGGCGGCGCUGCUGGCCUCUUCGCGAAGCAGGUGCAGAAGAAGUUCAGCAGGGCCCAAGAGAAGGUACUGCAGAAGUUGGGGAAAACUGUGGAGACCAAAGAUGAACGGUUUGAACAAAGUGCCAGUAACUUCCACCAACAACAGGCAGAAGGUCAUAAGCUAUACAAGGACCUGAAGAACUUCCUCAGUGCAGUCAAAGUGAUGCAUGAAAGUUCAAAGAGAGUGUCAGAAACCCUGCAGGAGAUCUACAGCAGCAAGUGGGAUGGUCACGAGGAGCUGAAGGCCAUUGUGGCGAAUAAUGAUCUCCUUUGGGAAGACUAUGAAGAGAAACUAGCUGACCAGGCUUUGAGGACCAUGGAAAACUAUGUGGCCCAGUUCAGUGAGAUUAAGGAAAGAAUUGCCAAGCGGGGCCGGAAGCUCGUGGACUAUGACAGUGCGCGACAUCACCUGGAGGCGGUACAGAAUGCCAAGAAGAAAGAUGAGGCCAAGACAGCCAAGGCAGAGGAAGAGUUCAACAAAGCCCAGGUUGUGUUUGAAGAUCUGAACCAGGAACUACUAGAGGAGCUGCCUGUCCUUUAUAACAGUCGUAUUGGCUGUUAUGUGACCAUCUUCCAAAACAUUUCCAACCUGAGGGAUGUCUUCUACAGGGAAAUGAGCAAGCUGAACCACAAUCUCUACGAGGUGAUGAGCAAACUGGAGAAGCAACAUUCCGACAAAGUCUUUGUGGUGAAGGGACUCUCAAGCAGCAACAGACGCUCUUUAGUCAUCUCUCCCCCAGUUCGAACAUCUACAGUCUCCAGCCCUCUAACCUCACCUACCAGUCCUUCUGCACUUUCCUUGAAGAGUGAGAAGGACUCCAGCUCAGCAAGUGAAGAAGAGCUGGCAUCUGAUUCAGCCCAGGGAGAAGACAACUCCGAAAUUAAAGAAGAGCCCAUAAAAGACAAGGAAACAGAGGAGGAGGCGGAGACAAGCUCCUCUGAGGAAGAAGAGCCUCUGCUAGCCUGCAAUGGCCCCACCCAGUCCCAGCCCUCACCCCUCACUGAGGAUAGAGAGUCCCAGGAGGAAGUUUUCCUUUGCUCCCCAGCUCCACCACCAGACAGAGCUCUGACCCCUUCAGAGCAGGCUUCAUCUUCCUCAGCAGUAGUCCUCCGAACUCGUACCUCAAGCGAAGGAUCUGAAGAGCCAAAGAAGAGAGUCUCUGUGCAGAGGGCUUCAGCACCACCUAAUAGGCCUCCACCACCCAGAGCCACUCCCAGUCCCAGGGCCUCCUUAGGGAACACGCCCUCCAGCCCUCCAGCCUCACCCACCAGCCCUCGGGCCUCCUCAGAGGCCUCUCCUGACCCACAGCCACCAGAGAAGCCGGGAAGAGCAAAGGAAAACACCGACAGUCUGAACCCAGAAGAGCUCUGCACGUCCCCUACUUUGAUGAUGUCUCAGAACCAAAGUCUUCAGCCUCAUGGCUCUGCAGUUCCAGAAGAGAGCAAUGUCAUAGCACCUGAGCCUGAAGAAGAGGUGUCUACUAUUCAAAAUGCGCAACUCUGAAGAGGAACUGCCAGGACUUCCCCAUAUACACCUCCCCAGAGAAACUCCUCAGCUAGAGGAUGUAGGUCAUAGGGACUGAUGAUCCAACAUUCAUUUCUGGUUUCUCAAACUGUGAAUCCUGGCUGUCUCUAAAGACCUAGCAUUAAUGGAGGCUGAGGAGCAGACUUAAGGGAGGGAGGGAAGCAGGCUUGGGAGAAAAGACUAUUGGACUUGGAAUAUUUAAUUCAGGUUUUAGCGUUGUUAGAGUAAUAAGACCUUAUAUACUAAUUAAGUGGGGCUAAAAUGAUAGACUACAAAAAGCAAAAGCAUCUGUAGACAUAGACAUCUGUCCUCAUACAGACAUAUAACCACAUAUACUCAGAGACUUAUGCACAGAUCUUUGAUUUACCACUCAUUUUGCAGGACUUAAAACCAAAAGAACAGAUUUUCAGAUUGUUAAAUAAAGUAUUAUUCUGAUGUGUA